UUUCACUCUUUCACUCUUACUCCUCCUCUCCCCAGCACUUUGCUGACCUUCACUCCUUUUUCCUUGUCCCUUCCUGAUCUUAUCUAUCUAUUCUCUGUGUCUUGGAGCACGGAUCGAAUUUCUUGACCUAUUCGCGGAUCAUUUAUUGGCAACAUUCACAGAACAGAAUCAUGGGUGCCUCGACGAACAAGUACUCGGUCAUCCUGCCGACCUACAAUGAGCGGAAGAACCUCCCUAUCAUUUGUUGGUUGUUGGAGCGGACGUUUCGCGAGAACAACCUGAACUGGGAAGUCAUCAUCGUGGACGACGGGUCCCCGGACGGCACCCUGGAGGUGGCGAAACAGCUGCAGCAGCACUGGGGCGCGGAGCACAUCAUCCUGAAGCCGCGGGCGGGCAAGCUGGGGCUGGGGACGGCGUACAUCCACGGGCUGCAGUUCUGCACGGGCAACUACGUGAUCAUCAUGGACGCGGACUUCAGCCACCACCCCAAGUUCAUCCCGACGAUGAUCGACAUCCAGCGCGAGACGGACGCGGACAUCGUCACGGGCACGCGCUACGCCGCCCGCGGCGACAUCAAGGGGGGCGUCUACGGCUGGGAUCUGUUCCGCAAGUUCACCUCGCGCACGGCCAACCUCAUCGCCGACGUCAUGCUCAUGCCCGGCGUCAGCGACCUGACGGGCUCCUUCCGCCUGUACAAGAAGAGCGUGCUGGAGAAGGUCAUCCACAGCACCCAGUCCAAGGGGUACAGUUUCCAGAUGGAGAUGAUGGUCCGCGCCAAGGCGAUGGGUUUCAAGGUCGCCGAGUGUCCGAUCACAUUCGUGGAUCGUUUGUUCGGGGAGAGUAAGUUGGGCGGGCAUGAGAUUGUCGAGUAUUUGAAGGGGGUGAUGACUCUGUGGUUGAAGGUUUAA
Aspergillus brunneoviolaceus CBS 621.78 is the source of this 908-nucleotide messenger RNA. RefSeq names its product dolichyl-phosphate beta-D-mannosyltransferase. Gene Ontology annotation, biological process: GPI anchor biosynthetic process; protein O-linked glycosylation via mannose. Gene Ontology annotation, molecular function: dolichyl-phosphate beta-D-mannosyltransferase activity. Gene Ontology annotation, cellular component: endoplasmic reticulum membrane. The record is from RefSeq and is a predicted model, not a curated record. The transcript is spliced from 2 exons. Lineage: Eukaryota; Fungi; Ascomycota; Eurotiomycetes; Eurotiales; Aspergillaceae. The coding region runs from base 171 to 908 and encodes 245 amino acids.